Rhizophagus irregularis DAOM 181602=DAOM 197198 is the source of this 1719-nucleotide messenger RNA. NCBI's taxonomy places the organism in Eukaryota, Fungi, Glomeromycota, Glomeromycetes, Glomerales, Glomeraceae. The record is from RefSeq and is a predicted model, not a curated record.
UAAUUCUGAUCCUCGCGUUUGGUUAGAAAAAGCAAUUGCUGAAAAAUACCUUAAAUAUUAUGAAUAUAAUGAGUUUGAUAAUAUAGAAGCAAUCAGCCAUAGUUGUUAUGGAAGUGUUUAUCGUGCAAAAUGGAAAGGUAUUAAUAUGGCUCUAAAAUAUUCAGAUAAUUCGACUAUUGAGGAAUUCGUUAAUGAGUUACGGUUGCAACUAGAAGUUCAUUAUCAUGAAAAUAUUAUCCGAUUUUAUGGAAUCUCAAGCAAACAAACAAAUAAAUAUUUGCUAGUUAUGGAAUAUGCUGAUGGCGGAACAUUGCAAUCCUAUUUGAAAGAAAAUUUUAAGAAACUUGAUACUGUAUCAUGCAUGCACAAUGAGAGAAUUGUCCAUUGUGAUUUGCAUUCACAAAAUAUACUUGUUCAUCGUCAUAAUAUAAAGCUAGCUGAUUUUGGUUUAUCAAGAAAAAUUAAUGAUUUAUUAACAGAUGCGCGUGGUGUUAUUCCCUAUGUUGAUCCACAAUAUUUGGAUAGUAUUGAAAUCAAAAGCCUAAAUGAAACUUACGACGUUUAUAGCGUUGGAGUUCUUUUUUGGCAAAUUUCAAGCGGUUACAUUCCUUUUGAAAAUGUAGAUUAUGAUGCAAAUUUGAUUAUGGACAUUAAAAAGGGACGGAGAGAAUAUGAUGUCAAAGAUACUCUUAUUGAAUAUAGUGACCUAUAUAAAAAGUGCUGGGAAAGUGAUCCAAAUAAACGACCUACUAUGCAAAAAAUUGUCGAAUCUCUUGAAGCAAUAAUUUUUGAAAACAAGAAGAUCGAUGAUACUACUUUAUACGUGGAAAAUAAAUCACAAGACCAUACAAGCGCAAGUUGUACAAGUGAUUCUACAAAUGACAUGCCUAGUGAUGAUUUUAGAUUAUGUUUAAAUCAGUCAAUGGAGGAAAAUGUGCGUAAUUCGGAUAUAAUAAAUCGAUUAGAAAAUAUGUCAAUAUUAUCUAAUAACAUAGAAAACACUAAAAUAUGGACAAGAAAAGAUAUAACAUGUACCUUAAGAAACAGACAUAGUCUAAGUAACUAUAUAAAACAAAUAAGUCAGAGAUCGUCCGAUAUUAGUGUUGAUAGGGCAAUAAGACGGAGAAUGUACCGACGAAACCAGAGAUUGUAUAGGGCUAGUCUUUUUAAUAGGGCUGGUCUUUUUAAUAGGGCUGGUCUUUUUAAUAGCUGGUUUUUUUAAUGGGGCCGAUCUUUUUAAUGGGGCCAUGGGGCUGAUCUUUUUAAUGGGGCUGAUCUUUUAAUGGGGCUGAUUUUUUUAAUGGGGCUACGUUCUACUAAAAUCCGACUGUUGGAACUGAAUGAACUUAUAAUAAAUAUUGGUUCAAUUAAUAAUCCCAAAAAACACACUGAGGUAAAAUUGGAAUUUCUUAUUGCAGUUAUGACUUACGAGUUUCGUUGUUUGACUUAACUGAUGAGUUUUCUAGAUUAGUAACGAUUAACAUGUUAACACCCCCGUUUUUUAAGCUUUUUAAUUUAUAUAAAUGAGAAAUGUUCAAGUUCAUUAAAAGAAAAUUAUGUUCACGCUUGCUAAUUUAAUACUUGAUAAUUGUUUUUUAUUCAUUAAUUUAGAAAAGAAAAUAUUUUAAAUUACUCGGCACAAGAGUAAUUGUUUUAUCAGGCUUAGAUAAUUAAAUAGAAUUUAUACAAUACGUUUAACAUAAAUCAUCAAAUAGCAAA